UUUCUGCUGAUGAACAAUUAGCCACGACUGACUCUAGUCGCUGCGAGAAGAUGCGCCUUUUCCUUAUUUUGAUGCUACUGUCCCUGUCGCUGCUGGCUGCAGUAGAUGCUUACACUAGUCCGCCAUUCAUCGUAAGGCAUUGGUCCAGUAGGUUGUGCUAUGACUAUGUAGAUUGGUGGAGCGGGGGUCAUCACUACGAGAAAUUCCGAAUAGACAAGUGCAGCAAUGCCGACGAACUGGUAUGGCAGCAAGUCGAUGGGCACUUCGGCUAUCUGAAAGUGGUUGGAACGAACGGGCAUUGUCUGGGUCCCUGGGGACGUUCGGCUCAGCCGGAUGAUGACACUGCAAUUUUCCCGCAUUUUACUUGCUAUUCUUCAGCUCUGUUCACAAUCGAUGACGAGAACGGCUACAUCAAACAUGCUGGUGGAAGUUAUGUCCAUCCGUAUCCCUUCAACCACGAUAAACCAAGAUGGCAGUCGGACCUGAUUAUACACAAAGAUAAAAAUAUAAACAAUAGGUUCGACUUUGUGCAGAAAAAUAACCAUAAUGCAAAGGUUAAGAUCAUGCCAACCCCCAACGUUUCCGGAUUCUGGGAGAAAAUCACUUGUUGGUUGAACGUACACAAGGGUGAGCUCAUGUAUUCGGUGAAAGUUGGCACCAGCACAUCUUCCUCCUCGACCACGACGCAUGCGUGGGAGGUAUCAUUUUCAGCUGCCUACAAAAUCAUUUCAGCCAGCGCCAAGUACAGCGGUUCGUUCUCAUCCACUUAUCAGCAACAAUGGCACACAGAAACUACCAUAGAGAGAAGAAUCAGAAUUGAAGAGGAAGGGGGCACCGUGUGCAUCUGGCAAUGGGUCUACACUUUUGAUCAGUUCCAGGAUAAGUUCACAUUCAAAGCUCUCACUCUUCUCGAGACCCGCAGCGAAGCACGUCCAACUCGAAUCCCCGUGGGUAAAAAGUAGAAAAU
This is a messenger RNA of Lingula anatina, 967 nucleotides long. RefSeq lists its product as uncharacterized. The record is from RefSeq and is a predicted model, not a curated record. NCBI's taxonomy places the organism in Eukaryota, Metazoa, Brachiopoda, Lingulata, Lingulida, Lingulidae.